AUGAAUGGUAAAAAAUACACAAGCUAUAAAUAUGGAAUGUUCGAAAAGAUGCUAGAUGAAUGGCUUGGUGUAGAUAGAAAUGGUGAUAACUCAAAGCAUCUAAUUACUAGCUACGAAGAUCCAAGAGUUUGUAAAUAUAGUUUGGCUGGCUGUUGCCCAUUUUCUCUUCUUGAUCAUACGAGAAUGUCAAAAGGACCUUGCAAGUUCGAAGUUUGCCCAUGCCCAUGUUCAUUAAAAGAAAAAUACAUUGCAGAUAAUAAAGGAUUUACAACAAAUUACGAUCAACAACUGUUUGAAAUCCUUGAUAGUAUAAUUAUAGAUGCAAAUAAAAGAAUUACAGUUAGUAAAAACUACCAACAGAGCAAAAGUGCUGAUGUCCAGAUUAAUCCUGAACUUCGCGACUUAGAUACAAAGAUUGAUCGAUUAAUGAGAUCAUCGCGUGAACAUGGCCUCGCUGGUGAAGUUCUUCGAGCAAUGUCAGAAAUGAAUGAAGCACAAUUACUUGUCGAAACAAGAAAGAGCAAAGAACAAGAAUUACUAAAGAACUCCAUAGAUAAAGAGCAGAAAAUCCAUAUAUGUGACGUUUGCACAGCUGUUAUUCAAAGGGCAGAUAUGGAUAACAGAAUGGAAGACCACGUACUAGGACGCCAACACCAAGCUUACGUUAAAAUUAGAGAGACAUACGAAAUGCUCAAAAGCCAAGGCCUUGUAAGUAAAAAACAUCGUUCUGGUCCUGGAAUUCCGAUACGUUCGAGAAUGGGUGCACAAGCCUUGCAAGUCAGAAGAUUAGUUCCUCUUGAUUUGGACUGUUAA
This is a messenger RNA of Trichomonas vaginalis G3, 813 nucleotides long. RefSeq names its product mRNA splice site selection. Gene Ontology annotation, molecular function: mRNA binding. Gene Ontology annotation, cellular component: U2-type prespliceosome; U1 snRNP. Gene Ontology annotation, biological process: mRNA splice site recognition. The record is from RefSeq and is a predicted model, not a curated record. Bases 1 to 813 code for a protein of 270 amino acids. The transcript has a single exon. Lineage: Eukaryota; Parabasalia; Trichomonadida; Trichomonadidae.